Molecule: messenger RNA, 5474 nt
Organism: Drosophila kikkawai
Lineage: Eukaryota; Metazoa; Arthropoda; Insecta; Diptera; Drosophilidae
Source: RefSeq, a predicted model, not a curated record
AAAAAAACUCGCCUCAGCUAGUUGGUGUGCAUAUAUAUAAAUAAUUUAAUUAGUCUUGCCGAUUAAAACUCUGUCCGUCCGAUUUGUUUUGAUGAGUCCUUACUCAGGUGAACGGUGGGGCGGAAGUGCAAGAGGGCAGGCGAGACUUCAAAGCCAUAUUUCCGGCCCGGUUACGCGUUCUGUAUGUACUUGCAUAUAUUGGUAUGUAACGUACAAACCUAUGUAAAUAUGUCUGAUAAGUGUCAACAGCCAAGAGUUUAUCCAAGCCCCGCAUACACAAUCGGUGAUGAUCCCUCGAUACCUGGGACAGAGGCCACCUUAUGUGCAUUCCCUGCACUCGUGGAUUCGUCACGGGCCAAUAUGGAGGAAUCACCGAACCCAAACAACUAUGGUGUCAACCAAAGACUACAGAAGCCAGAGGGAUGGCUGCCCAACAUGGGGGAGUAUCAUCCGUCACUGCUGUUUCCGGAGGACCCGCGGAGGUAUUUCCACAACCCCCCGCCACAGCUUCCGCCUCCGCCCGCAGAACCAAUCGAUGAAGGAGUCGCCCAUAUACCCGCUAAACUACCAGAAUACAGCACGGAGAUUAACAAUCCCGUCGAGCCUGAUCGAGUCACAGCCGUCACAGUAACAGACCAGCCGCCUCCUCUGCAAUUGCCGCAGCCACUGCCACCACCACCACCUCCACCGGUGGCCGAUGUGGCCCCCAAGAACACAGUACCUUACGGACACAAGCGAAAGAAUUCAGUGGCCGACGAACAGGCGGCGGCGAGCAAGAAGAUUAGCCUGGCCGCCGCCGCCGCCGAGGCCGAGAAGAAGAACAGCCACCUCCGCAAGAACAUCCGGGACGUGAUGAACGAGAACAACUUGGACACCACAACGCUGGCGGCUCAGCGAGAGGAGUCGGAACGCUUGGCUCGCGUUGCUGGUCAACAAAAGUCAAUGCGCGAGAUCCAGAAACAGGUGGUGCACAAGCAAAUCUUCCGCAUCCUGCAGCUGGACGAGAGCGAGGGCAUCGAGAGCUGUUCGGUGUCCAACCAUGCCGAGCACCAUCCCCCCGUCGAUUUCCCAGAGGACGAGAUCGCCUCGGACACGUUCGACGAGUCAAACAGCAGUAGCCUCAGCGGCGGCAGCAUCGGGGACGCAAUCCACAAGGAGGCCAGCGUCGAGCAGCCCAGCGAGGUGGUCACCAUCGACGACAGCUCCGACGACGACGACUGCAUACUCCUUUCCGAGGAGGAGAUGGAGGAGGAUGACGAGGACCUGAACGAGUCGGACGAUGCCACCAACAGCGGCAUGCACGUCAAAGAUCUGUACAAUGUUCCUGAUGAAAACGGGCAAGUGGUGGUCAACAUGGCGCACCCCGAAGGCGAGGAGACCCUCUACCUGGCCCCCCAAAUAGCCAAGGUAAUAAAACCGCAUCAGAUCGGCGGAGUGCGCUUCCUGUACGACAACAUCAUCGAGUCCACACGGAGGUACAACAAAUCGAGCGGUUUUGGGUGCAUUCUCGCCCACUCCAUGGGCCUGGGCAAGACGCUGCAAGUUGUCUCCUUCUGUGAUAUCUUCCUAAGACACACCUCGGCGCGGACGGUGCUGUGCGUGAUGCCCAUCAACACGCUGCAGAACUGGCUGAGCGAGUUCAACAUGUGGAUUCCGCGCUACUCCGCGGACGGCAAUGUGCGUGCCCGCAACUUCGACAUAUACGUCCUGAACGAUCAGCAGAAGACGCUGACGGCGCGGGCGAAGGUUAUCCUCAACUGGGUCCACGAGGGCGGAGUCCUGCUAAUCGGGUAUGAGCUGUUCCGCCUCCUGGCCCUCAAGCUGGUGAAGACGCGAAAGCGAAAGGGCAGCGUUAUCCGCCCCGACGGCAUGGACUCCAGCAGCGAUCUCAUGAAUCUGGUGUUUGAGGCGUUGGUGAAGCCAGGCCCGGACCUGGUCAUCUGUGAUGAGGGGCACCGGAUCAAAAACUCGCACGCCGGCAUCUCGCUGGCCCUGAAGCAGAUCAGGACGCGACGCCGCAUCGUACUCACUGGCUACCCCUUGCAGAACAACCUGCUCGAGUACUGGUGCAUGGUGGACUUCGUCAGGCCCAACUAUCUGGGCACACGCACCGAGUUUUGCAACAUGUUCGAGCGGCCCAUCCAGAACGGACAGUGCGUGGACUCCACGCCGGAUGACAUCAAACUGAUGAGGUACAGGGCCCACGUCCUGCACUCCUUGCUGCUGGGAUUUGUUCAGCGGCGAUCGCAUACGGUGCUGCAAAGCACCCUGCCGCAGAAAUACGAGUAUGUUAUCUUGGUGCGAAUGACUCCGUUCCAGCGAAAGCUCUACGACACGUUCAUGACGGAUGUGGUGCGCACCAAGGCGUUCCCCAAUCCCCUGAAGGCCUUUGCCGUCUGUUGUAAAAUCUGGAAUCACCCAGAUGUUCUGUACAACUUUCUGAAGAAAUGUGAGACUGAUUUAGAUUUAGAAAUCGACGAAGACCUAUCCAAGAGCGUCAUCCCCUCCACACCCGCCACACCAGCUGUUGUCGAGCCCCUCCAUCAUGAUUCUAUAGCCUCGCCCCUGGCCGAAAAGAGGAACAAUGGAACCAGCGAGCCCCUCAAUAGUGUUAAUAAUAUUGAGACCCUGCCCAAGGCCGAAAAUCAAACGUUAUUCAGUAUGCCAACCUCCUCGGAUCUGAACGCAAAGUAUUUGAAUAAAAGUCCCAGCUUCUAUGAGGAGAAACCGGAGCCCCUGGGCUACGGGGCCUUUGGAGGUGAGGGAAAGAACAAUUAUUGGAUGGACUCUAGUAUUCUGCCCAAGCCCGGAUGCGUGGAAGUCAUCAAGCAGACAGAUACCAACAUGUCGAGCAAUUUUGAGAGUAUUACGACGUCCUCGGAGAUCGUGGAUCUGGACACGAACGAGAUUAAAACCGUGGAGACGACCAUACAAUCCUCGCCCUGUACAAAUAAUCAAGUAGACAGUGAGUGCAAUUCGAAUAGGCCCAGUGAAUGGAGUUCCCCGGGCAUUAAAAACGCGGCAGGCAUUGCUGCCGCAGAGCCUUUCAAGAAGCUGCUGAAGAGCAAGCGAAACGACGAGUUCUCCUGCUCGUGGGCGGUCGAGCUGAUGCGGAACUAUGUUUCGGGGCUAAUCUCGAAUUCGCCGAAAAUGGAGAUAUUCUUUUGCAUACUAAAGGAGAGCAUGCAGUUGGGGGACCGCAUCUUGUUAUUUAGCCAAAGUCUGUUGACCCUAAACCUGCUCGAGGGCUAUCUGAAGACAAGUUAUGUUCCAGGGAGCAAUCUGCUUUGGACUAAAAACACUUCCUACUUCCGCUUGGAUGGCUCCACUUCCUCGCAGGAAAGGGAAAGGCUAGUCAAUGAAUUCAACUCAAAUAGUAAUGUUAAGCUUUUUUUGAUAUCAACCAGGGCCGGCUCGCUGGGCAUCAACCUCACGGGAGCGAAUCGCGUUAUAAUAUUCGAUGCCAGCUGGAACCCUUGCCACGAUACCCAAGCUGUAUAUAGGAUUUACAGAUAUGGACAGACAAAGCCGUGUUUUGUGUACAGAAUCGUCAUGGAUAGGUGCCUGGAGAAGAAGAUAUACGACAGGCAGAUUAAAAAGCAAGGCAUGUCCGACCGCAUUGUCGACGAGUGCAAUCCCGAGGCACACCUUUCGAUGAAGGAUAUCACGAAUUUGUGCCAUGACUACGACUCCGAUGAAGAAGUGGUCGAGGAAUCCAGCAAGUCGCCCAGCAAGCCCAGUUCUCCAACAAUGGAGGCUACAAAGUUAUCUCCUGACGCGGCAGAUGAGUCGAGUAAGGCAGCAGAGGAAUCAAAAAAGUCACCACAAUCAGAGGAUGAGCAAACGAAACCAUCGGCAGAUGUCCAAGGCGAGCCAAUGGAUGUGGAUGAGACCAAGGCACAAAACGGCACCGGUUUAGGGGUGCCAGUCAAAAAGGAAAAGGAUGAGGAGGUCUUAACCCCCAAGGUUCAUGCUGACUCCAUAAUCAACACCAUUCUCGAGCUGCACAAGCAUUGCGUGACCAAGGAACCGUUCUUGCACGAAAGCUUGUUGGUAGACCAAAAGGACAGAAAGCUGUCACAGGCCGAGAAGAGACAGGCUCAUCGCAGCUAUGAGCUGGAGAAGAAGGCUGCCGUCAAUCAGCGCUUUACGUAUACUCCCGCGAAAAUGCACUACAAGAUUGUGAACAACGAUGGCACGGUAAUCACCAAACCCAUGACACCGCAAAUGAAGACGCAUACGUCGGCCUCCACUGGAGGAGGACGCACUACACGCUGGAUACCCGCCGACGUGUGGCAGAGACAGGGCAUGACAGCCCAAGAAAUGACCCUGCCACUUGAUGUGGUCAUUCCCACAAAUUCGGCUGACAAGGCCAAUAUAAUUCUAAAGGCUGGGCAACGCGUCAUGGUCCUGAAGUCGGCGAAGGGAAUAUACAUGCAGCUGGACAGCGGAAAGAUCAUAGCCAUAAGGACAACGGCUAAAACCGAAGCGGAGAAACCAAAUAAUAAGGACGAUGUCAUUGACAUAACAUCCGACUGUGACACGGAUACCGCCAAGCCACAAACGCCAGAGCAAGAUGUGAAAGAUCUGACUGCUGAUGAAGAACCACAACAUAUCGCAAAGAACAAGGAGGGCAUAGCGCCAGCAACAGCUGCAAACCGGCCGGAAAUGUCUGCUGGCGAAAAGCGAAAGCCCACAGAGAGCAUGCAACAACAACAAGCACACUUUAAGCCGCAAACGCAACCCAACAACACCUCCAAUCCACAUCAGAUGCCUUGUGACUUGAACUAUGCACAGCCGUCGCAGCACCAGCAGCAGCAGCAGACACAGUCGCCCCAACAGCCGCAACAGCAACAACCAUCCCAGACACAUCCGCAACAAUCGCAACAGCAGCAGCAACCGUUGCCGCCAGCGUAUAAGCAUCCAAAUCACCUGCCGCCGGCUGUUAGCGAAGGUUACAACAAUGCCAGCAGUAGUAUUCAGCCCAAUGUGCCACUUCCGCCGCACCCGAGUGAAACGACGGACAGCUCGUAUUUCCAGACAGUUCCCAAACCAAAUCCCUUCCACCAGCCCUCCUAUCCCCCCCAAUAUUACGAUUAUUACGACAAUAAGCACAAGGCCGCGCCACCCGCCUCCAGCUACCACCUCAAUAACUACACCUCGUACGGCAAUUUGAAUUUCGCGCCGUAUCAUUCCAAUCUGCACCCGCCAGCGGGUUAUAUCGGUGCUCCGUCGUCGUACGCCAACUCGAAUGUCUUUCCCAGGCAGCACUGGAGCUCUGCUGUGAAUGCGCCAGCGUCCGGCGAGCCAAUUCGGCAGCCCUCGUACAUCGGUAGCAGCACUUACCCCAUAAACGAGUGGUCGUCGCAAUAGUAACUGUAAAUAGAGACCAUAUCUCCAGUGUCCGGUGUCCAGUUGAGGGCGCAGCGCCACACCAACGAGCUCAAAUAUACUCAGACUCCAACUUGUGACUA